UCGACAUUAUUUUUGUAUAUAUAGUAUAAGAAGUAAUCCUUCUUUUAGUGUUAAUAAUACCAAAAAAAUGGCAUUGGUAGAUGACCUUAAAGAAUGUAAACUAUAUGCAAUUUUAAGUGUUGUUGGAGUCAUUUUUGUUAUUGGAGGAGUUGGAUGUUUCUUUGGUGGGUUUGUUAGUACCAACAUUCUAACCAAAGGAAUACCUGGCAUUGGAAUUGGCUGCAUUGCAAUUGGUGCUUUUAUCCUGAUAUUUUGCUGCUACUUAAGGCGUAAAGAUCAGUACUCUAAUGUAAACACAGGUCCUCAAGUCACUACUUAUUCAGCAACCGGUACUGUUGUUGGUACUCAGCAAGUAUAUCCCCAGGGAGCACCAACAUAUCCAGCUCAACAAGGCAGUCACCCACCUCAGCAAGGGAGUUAUCCCCCACAACAUGGCAAUUACCCACCUCAACAAGGGAAUUACCCACCUCCCCAGCAAGGAGUAUACCAACAGCAAGGAACAUAUCCGCCUUCUCAGAACACCUAUCCACCUUCCCCAAAUACAUAUCCACCACCACAAGGAACCUAUCCUCCACCACAAGGAAGUUACAUACCCCCACAGGGAACAUAUCCACAGGCAACCUAUCCCGCUCCAGAAUCCAAAUCUUCUGGUUCUGCUUACCCAACUAAACCGGAUGCUCUACCGGAAGUGGCUCCACCACCUUAUGCUCCGCCAUCGUAUGAUUCGACUGCAACCGCUCCCUCUGCUCCUCCUUCGUAGUGAUGUUUUCACUUAGCACUGCGCCUAACGCUGUCAAUACCUAUUUUAAAGUCAGACUUUUGUUGUUUGUACUAAUAAUGCACAUAUAUAUCGAGAUAGAACUCGACAACGGUCUUUACAGGCCCGCGCGAUUCUUUAUUACUUGUUGAGUCAUGCUGCACCUAAAUUAUUUAAAGUUUGUUUGUACGCGCGCAUGUGUAGUUAUGUCUGUGUUAUUUUCUGUUGUUUUGUGUCUUUAAGAAUGCGUUUUAUACCAUGACUGGGUUCAGGUUGCUCUUAGCCAGGAAACCCUUUCCCUCGCUAUGCUUCCGUGUGGAGAAGCAUAGCGAGGAGAGGAUUUCCUGGCAACGUUCCUCUAAAGAUUUGUCCAAAAUAUUGCUUGUGAAAACAAGCAAGUAAUAAUGCUCUAAAAUUACAGUAUAUGUUUAUCGUUUAUUCAUUUCUUUGUAUGUUUUUGAAAAUUGAAUUCGGUUGCCAUUUCCUAUGCUUGACUGUGUCCGUUUUUACACGUUUGAUUUUUGAAAACUUCCCGUCAUUAUUUUCCUUAUUUUGUAUAUGCUUAUAUAUUUAUUCUUAUAUAUACCACAUACUGGUUAUUAUGUGUAUAACAAUUCUUUACUUUAUUGUAAAAAUUCACCUAUGGAAUAAAUGUUGAUUCUGAAAAAUAUUAGAAAAAAUUGA
Molecule: messenger RNA, 1441 nt
Organism: Hydractinia symbiolongicarpus
Lineage: Eukaryota; Metazoa; Cnidaria; Hydrozoa; Anthoathecata; Hydractiniidae
Product: annexin A7-like
Exons: 2
Coding region: 68-760 (230 amino acids)
Source: RefSeq, a predicted model, not a curated record